Cyphellophora attinorum is the source of this 1014-nucleotide messenger RNA. RefSeq lists its product as uncharacterized. The transcript is spliced from 3 exons. The coding region runs from base 1 to 1014 and encodes 337 amino acids. The record is from RefSeq and is a predicted model, not a curated record. Lineage: Eukaryota; Fungi; Ascomycota; Eurotiomycetes; Chaetothyriales; Cyphellophoraceae.
AUGUUGUACUCCGUCGCUCUUUUUGCUCUGGUCAGCACAGCCGUCGCUGCACCCAAGCCGCAAAUGACCGAGGAACUGCGAAAUAUGGCUGGAGGGGCAGUUGCGCAACAGGUCAUCGAGAAGGAGUUGUCAAUCGAGGGCGUGAUGGAAUUUCAGCUGGCGAACUUCAUACAGAAUCUCCAAGUCGACUACUUCAAGCAGGGCAUGGAGCAGUCCAAGAACUGGCCCAAUAAGCCAGUCGCCGGUAUUAAGCCAGCAGACGAGGUUAAGAGGAUCUGGGCUCAAGAAGAAGCAUACGUCGAGACCUUUGCCGAGACACUCAAGAACAACAAAGCCAAAGUGGCAGAGCCUUGCCAGUACAAAUUCCCCUUCAAGGACGAGAAGUCAUUCUUCGCUCUUGCCAGCAUUGUUGGGGACAUAUCAUAUGGUCAAUUGAUCAACCUCGAGAACAGACUCGCCAAGACAGACCCCGAAGUCAUUCCUCACAUCUCACGCAUCAUACCAGUCAAGGCGAAGGCAGAUGCAUAUUUCCGUAUGUAUGCUGGAGAAGUGCCGAACCCUCAAGCAUAUGCUACCACGCUGCCCUUGGAAAUGGCCUACAACUUGGCCCUUGAUUAUGUUGUGCCAGGAAGUUGCAAGAAUCCCAUUGACUUCUUCGCAAAGCUACGAAUUUAUCCAGAUAUGAGCAUUAAAGGCACGAGCGAUGCAACUUCAGCGACCCCAAAUUCGCCUGGUGCCAUUAACUUCGGAGUCGUACAGAAGGACAUGCUGCCACAGGGUACUGACUCCAAGAAGCUGUACAUGGCUUGGAUUAAUGAGGAUAAGCCGGUCAAGUACACACCUGUCACCCCCAAGGACGGCCAGUAUCCAGCAGAUCUACCAGAGGGCAUGUUUGGAAUGGCUUAUGCGGUCUUGACGGACCAGAACCAGGCAAAGACUGCUUUGGAUCUGGUCAAGCACACACUUGCCGGGCCGUACCCUCUGCCGCUUGGGCCAGGAAAAUACGAUAAAUGA